AUGAUACCCCAUGACAGGGGGCUGGAGCAGAAAGAGGACGAGGUGUUCAAUGGACGAGUCGUGGACGAGGUCGAAAAGGAGACGUUCCCAUUCCAAUUAGGUGGCCGUAUUCGUCAACAACUCGUGGCCAGCCGCGCGGCGGCAGUGGAGGCGAAGCACAUGCAACCGGCCAACUUACUGCGGUCUGGACGUUUGCGUCCGGUAGAAAAUAAACAGGAGCCUACCUCAAGCAGACCUCAACAGCCUCGCAAACACGACAGCAACGCACCAUCGCAGGCUCCUGCAAGACGCAGACUGCCUACCGUGAAGAUGGCUGCCGUCGCGACCAACGGUACUGCGGCGUCGACGCCAAACCUCUCCGACGAAGUCAGCAAGCCUCCGGAGGGAAUCGUCUUGCCUCCCAAGGAUAUUCGGGCUAUUGUUGAGAAGACAGCGGGAUAUGUCGCUCGAAACGGCCCAAUCUUCGAGGAACGUGUCCGCGAAAAGGAGAAGAACAACCCGAAGUUUUCAUUUCUUAAUCCAAACGACGCAUAUGCACCGUUCUAUCGAUGGCGACUCACGGAGAUCAAGGAAGGGAGAGGGACUGCUGUUUCAGCGGGGCGACCCGGAGAAGCGCAGGCGCGUGAGCCGGAGAAGCCCAAAGGCCCAACUCAGCCUCCAGAGUUCCAUUUUUCCGCUCGAAUGCCGAUUAUCAAUGCACAGGACUUGGAAGUGGUAAAGCUGACGGCGCUGUUCGUGGCUAAGAGAGGCAAGUCCUUCAUGACGACAUUAUCGCAGAGGGAGGCGAGGAAUUUCCAGUUCGAUUUUCUGCGACCACAGCACAGUCUUUACCAGUUCUUCACGCGAUUAGUAGAUCAGUAUACUAUCUUACUGCAGAAGGACGGUGUUGACGAAGCUACAUCGGAGAAACGCCGCUUGGCAGAGUUGGAAAAGAAUGUGAAGAACAAAUAUCACAUCCUGGACCGGGCUAAGCAACGGGCAGAGUGGGUGAAAUACCAGGAACAGCAAAAGCAAAAGAAGGAAGAGCAGGAAGAACAGGAACGCAUCGCUUAUGCGCAAAUCGAUUGGCAUGACUUUGUCGUCGUCGAGACGGUCCUCUUUACCGAGGCCGACGACCAAGCAGAACUGCCACCCCCAGCGAACCUGGGUGAUCUGCAAUCUGCAUCACUCGAGCAGAAGGCGAUGAUGUCUCUCAACCCACUUCGUAUCGAGGAAGCCCCGCCAACAGACCAGGAUACACCUAUGUAUUACAAUGCAUACCCGCCUGAGCCUCAAGCUGCACCAGCACCUCAACCAGCCGUUGAACAGCAACCUGCGCAGCCUCAGCAGGCACCCGUUCCUCCAACAACGGCGGACACCACGCAGCAACCUGCACCUGCACCGCCUGUUUCCGCAGCAGCAGAAGAGGAAGAGCGACGGAUCCGUGAGCGAGCAGAGGCACGCGAACAAGCCGCCGUCGCUCAGGCAGCAGCCAAGGCUGUUCCAGGACAGCAACCCAUGCGGAUUCGCUCCGACUACGUGCCUCGUGCACAAGCGCGGCGGCCCAACCCAUCGGCAGCCACCGCGCUCUGUCCCAACUGUAAACAGCAAAUUCCCGUCAAUGAACUCGAGCAACACAUGCGUAUCGAGCUCUUGGAUCCGCGCUGGAAGGAGCAGCGUGCUAAGGCUGAAUCGCGUGCUGCAACGACCAACCUGUCUACCACGGACGUGGUUAAUAACCUGAAGCGUCUCGCCAGCCAGCGUAGCGACGUCUUCGAUUCUACGCCUGUCGUGCCUGGCGAGGGUGGUGGACCUACCGACCCAGAGGAAGAAGCGAGGAGGAAGCGAGUGGCAAUGGGAUCCGGACCCCCUGGAGUCCCCGGCUAUGAUAAUAGUACCACUGGUGCCCCUGGCGUCGUUCCUCCUCCUUCAUCCAUGCCAACAGUCGGCCCUGUCGGCACCGUACCGAACCCUCAGACCAUGAACAUCCAAGAACAAAUCCGCAAUAUCCACGAAAGAUACGGCAGUGGUAGUAGUACUAGCGGUACACAACACCCUCCCGGUAGUGGACCCUCUCAAUAA
Rasamsonia emersonii CBS 393.64 is the source of this 2061-nucleotide messenger RNA. Its product is annotated as Pre-mRNA splicing factor. Gene Ontology annotation, cellular component: U2 snRNP; catalytic step 2 spliceosome; U2-type prespliceosome. Lineage: Eukaryota; Fungi; Ascomycota; Eurotiomycetes; Eurotiales; Trichocomaceae. Bases 1 to 2061 code for a protein of 686 amino acids. Gene Ontology annotation, molecular function: RNA binding. The record is from RefSeq and is a predicted model, not a curated record. Gene Ontology annotation, biological process: mRNA cis splicing, via spliceosome; regulation of alternative mRNA splicing, via spliceosome. The transcript is spliced from 4 exons.